GGAGGUGGAGGGAAAAGAAGUAGGCGUGUGGGAAAACAAGAAGUAGUCAGCUGACGCUGAGUGUUGUCGCUUAAUUUUACGUUUAGAAAAACUAUUCCAGGAAUCUUUCAAAGACGCGAGUCACAAAUGGGCCAAUGCCGGGGAACCUCUGUUUUGCUUUUAUUUGUCCUCACUGCCAGCAAAGGGCUUCAGAGUCCAGUGGGAGGCAAAGAAGCUUGGGACUACGUGGAAGUUAGAGAUGGGGCCCACAUGUUCUGGUGGCUUUACUACGCAGACAGCCAGUUUGUAAAUUAUCAAAAAUUUCCUUUGGUCAUGUGGCUACAGGGCGGACCCGGAGCUUCAGGAAGCGGCUUUGGCAACUUUGCAGAGAUUGGACCUUUGACUCUUGACCUAAAGCCCAGAAACAGCAGUUGGGUCCAAGCAGCCAAUCUCCUAUUUGUAGACAAUCCUGUGGGCUCUGGGUUCAGCUACUGCGACAAGCCAGAUUGCUAUGCUACAAAUGUUGCCACAGUGGCUUCAGACAUGUUGACCCUCUUAAAACACUUCUUUGCUAAGGUGGAUGAGUUCCAGAGUGUCCCCUUCUAUAUAUUUUCUGAAUCAUAUGGAGGAAAGAUGGCAGCUGCCAUAUCCCUUGAGCUAACAAAGGCAAUAGCACAAGGGGAGGUGAAAUGUAAAUUUGCUGGUGUGGCGCUUGGAGACUCAUGGAUAUCCCCAGUGGACUCCGUGAUGACAUGGGGACCAUACCUUCAUGCUAUUUCACUGUUGGAUGAUCACGGUUUGAACGAAGUCAACAGUGCAGCGGAGGCAGUGAAACAUGCUGUGGAGCAGCAGCAGUUUCAGAAAGCCACAGAACUGUGGUCUGUGGCCGAGUCGGCGGUUGAGCAGAACAGCAACGGAGUCAACUUCUACAACAUUUUUUCACAGACAGCAGAAGAUAAAUGGGCCUCUUCAGAAGGAAAGAACUUGAUAUCCCUGCAGGCUUUAAGACACAUUGGUCCACUCCAGAGCCAAUCACUAGAUGAGCUGAUGAAUGGACCUAUUAGAGAGAAGCUGCAUAUUAUUCCUGAGAACGUCACCUGGGGAGGGCAGUCAGACGAGGUAUUCAGGUACAUGGCUGGGGACUUUAUGAGACCGGUGGUGAACAUUGUCGACCAGCUGCUGACUGCUGCAGUUAACGUCACCGUUUACAACGGACAGCUUGACCUUAUAGUGGACACUAUGGGUCAAGAGCUGUGGGUGCAGAAGCUCAAAUGGAAAGGUCUGCCUGGUUUUAACAAGCUGAGUUGGACUGCUCUGGAUGACCCGACGACCGGCGUUACUGGAGCUUUCGUAAAGACUCAUCAGAACUUUGCCUUCUAUUGGAUCCUUAAAGCUGGUCACAUGAUUCCAUCAGAUCAGGGACCAAUGGCUUUUCAGAUGAUGAAGAUGAUCACCCAGCAGGUCUGAUGUUGGUGUGCUCUGAUACCUUCUGGAAUGGUGGCCGUUUCAUAUCUUGUCUUUCAUUUUGGAAACCAAAAACACUCCCUUUUACCAAAAAUCUCUUGAAUUGUCAAUUCCGCAAUAAAAAUGACUAUUUGUAAA
Hippocampus zosterae (dwarf seahorse) is the source of this 1581-nucleotide messenger RNA. It is a transcript of the gene scpep1, whose product is annotated as serine carboxypeptidase 1. The transcript is spliced from 13 exons. Bases 127 to 1446 code for a protein of 439 amino acids. Gene Ontology annotation, molecular function: serine-type carboxypeptidase activity. NCBI's taxonomy places the organism in Eukaryota, Metazoa, Chordata, Actinopteri, Syngnathiformes, Syngnathidae. The record is from RefSeq and is a predicted model, not a curated record. Gene Ontology annotation, biological process: proteolysis.